This is a messenger RNA of Olea europaea var. sylvestris, 2377 nucleotides long. RefSeq names its product exocyst complex component EXO70E2-like. The record is from RefSeq and is a predicted model, not a curated record. The transcript has 2 exons. Gene Ontology annotation, biological process: exocytosis. Gene Ontology annotation, cellular component: exocyst. Gene Ontology annotation, molecular function: phosphatidylinositol-4,5-bisphosphate binding. Bases 264 to 2156 code for a protein of 630 amino acids. Lineage: Eukaryota; Viridiplantae; Streptophyta; Magnoliopsida; Lamiales; Oleaceae.
AUUUUUUAUUAGAAAAAUCUCGUUUUCUAGGAAAACGCGUAAGAAGUUUCUUUAUACCUUUUCUUGGCCUUUCUCUGUGUCCCAGUUGUUGAUUUUGUGUGAUCGUUCUAAUUCAUGGAAGUUCAAGAAACAAGCCAAAUUCUUGAGCUAGUAUUGACUGAAGACCUGUAAGCCUUAAAAUCAAUUUGUUUUGCUAUCAUCCAACAAAAAAAGGUGUUCUUGUUCUACAAUUUUUGUUGGGUCAUUUGAGAAUAUUCUUGAAAAUGGGUGAUGCGGAAGAACACGUGAUUGCUGCAGCCUAUCACGUGGUGAAGGCGCUUGAGGCUACUAAGAAUUUGAAUUUCAGUAAUGAUGUGAGAAGACUUCUGGCAGAUCUUGACGCUCACUUGUCCACGAUGACCACAGUCGGUGAGAAUGAGGUCGAGAAGACUAGAGACAUUGAGAAUAGGCUCCGGUCAUCUCAGGAAAAGAUCACGGGAUUGCAUUCAAAUCACUUGAGGAUUUGGAAUUCCAGUCCCGCGAUAGUUUCAGAAUAUUUGCAGGCUGUUGAUGAGGUUCGGAGGUUGAUAGAAACUUUAGAAAGUUACCCCUCCAAGAAAACUUGGAAACAGAGGGACCUGUUGGAUCGAGCUCAAUGUACAUUGCAGAUUGCAAUGACAAGGCUCCAAGACGAACUGGUCCAUAUUCUUGCUCAGAGUAAACAACAUUUUGAGCAAGAAUACAUGUUCUACCCCACUUGUGAAGAAAAUUCUGUAUACGAGGAAUCAGUUGUUUCGAAUGGGGGAGAUUCAGUGCAAGAGGAUAUGUCUCAGAGGGAGAGCAGCAGCACAGAAACUGAGGAAUAUGUAAUGGAUUUGGUCCAUCCAGAUGUCAUUCCUAAAAUCGCGUCUAUAGCAAACAUUAUGUUUGCUUCACAUUAUGAUCAUGAAUUUUGUCAGGCUUUUGUUCGAUUCUGGAGAGAUGAAUUGGCUAAGCAUAUGAUGAUUUUGAAUGUGGAACAAUUCAGCGUUGAGGAUGUGCUGAAAAUGGAGUGGAAAUGUUUGAACUCCAGAAUCAGGAAAUGGCGUCGAGCAAUAAAGAAUGUUGUUGGGAUCUAUCUUGCUAGUGAGAAACGCUUAUUCGACCAAGUUCUGGGAGAAUAUGGAACUAUUAGUUCGACUAGCUUAGUUGAGGCUUCGAAGGUUUCUCUCUUAUGCCUGUUGAACUUUGGCCAUGCUGUUGCAAUUGGACCACAUCGACCAGAACGGCUUUAUUGCUUACUCGAUAUGUACGAGGUUUUAGCUUCUCUAAUUUCAGAUGUAGAAUCUCUGUUUCCAGAAGAGGCUGGGCGUUCCAUUAGGAUCGAAUUUCACGAUCUUUUGAGGAGACUUGGGGAUUCUGCAAAGGCCAUCUUUAUGGAGUUCGGCAACCACAUUGCCUCUCGUGCUUCUAGAACACCUUUUGCAAAUGGUGGCAUCCACCCCCUAACCAAGUAUGUAGUGAACUACAUCCUGUGUCUUGUAGAGUAUGGUGAUACCCUCAAUUUGCUUCUUGCAGAGAAAGAUGGGGUAAAUUUGGAUAUGGGUUCUAAUGAAAACAUUGGGCAGACGACUAUCUCUUGCCCAGUAGCUGUUCACCUGCAGUCGGUGACAUCAAUUCUAGAAGCCAACCUUGACAUUAACUCCAAUCUAUACAUAAAUACUUCUUUAAAGUAUAUAUUUGUGAUGAAUAACAUCCAUUACAUGUACGAUAAGAUCAAGAGCUCCGAAGUCAGGAGAUAUUUCGGUGAUGAAUGGAUUCGUGAACAUAUUGCAAAAUACCGGCGGCAUGCUAUGAGCUAUGAGAGAUUCACGUGGAACUCUAUUCUUAGCUUGAUAAGGAUAAGGGACGAUGGGAAAACCGGAAAGGCAACUCUAAAAGAGAGAUGCCGGGAUUUCAGUAUUGCUUUUGAGGAUGUGUAUAAGAUACAGACAGCAUGGUACGUCCCUAACCUUAAACUUCGCGAAGAGUUAAGGAUCUCGAUUUCACAGAGAGUUAUUCCUGCAUACCGUAACUUUGUUGGCAACAUUACCAAUUCUAUUGGUGAAAAGUACCUUAAGUACACUGUACAUGACUUGGAAUCUUACAUCUUGGAUCUGCUUGAUAAUUCACAGAAGUCGUUGAAACAUCCCGGAUGAAGGAGGCGACAAUUUUAAACAGUAUUUCUCUCUUUCCUUCUGUUGUAAUUAGUAAAAUAAUGUGAUGAAUUUGUCUUAAAAUUCUGUCUAAAAUUAUUUGCAGUCCAAACUUGUGUUUAUAGCUGUAGAGUUUUUACUCUGCCACAUCCCGUAUACAGUAGGGUAAUUGAAUUGUUAAGACGACUUAUACCGAGCAUAUGCUUAUUUUUGGUUUUCUUAGA